Molecule: messenger RNA, 4411 nt
Organism: Andrographis paniculata
Lineage: Eukaryota; Viridiplantae; Streptophyta; Magnoliopsida; Lamiales; Acanthaceae
Product: branched-chain amino acid aminotransferase 2, chloroplastic-like
Exons: 17
Coding region: 324-4205 (1293 amino acids)
Biological process (GO): branched-chain amino acid metabolic process; nucleus organization
Cellular component (GO): nucleus; chloroplast
Molecular function (GO): branched-chain-amino-acid:2-oxoglutarate transaminase activity
Source: RefSeq, a predicted model, not a curated record
CUUCGCAAUUCAAUUUCAAAAUCUUGCAUUGCCAUUAAGGUAAUUGCCAAAGUUACUCGAUUGCACUUUUCUUUCUUGAAUCCCAAUUAGGCGUAGGAAUUUCAAGAAUGGCCAGCGCAAAAAGGGGGCAGUGAGUGAGAGCCCUAAAUUUCUGAGGGUGGAGAGUGUGUAAGGUGGAAGUGGUGGAGUCCACAAAUUUUGCUUUUUGAUUUUCAAGCUAAAGUUGAGAACCCCCCCCCCCCCCCCCCCCCUCUCCCGGCUCGAAAUUCGAUUGAGGCGGCGCAGCUGUUGAAGCAAUUUGAAUUCUUGGUUUUGAUCGGUCCAUGGCGAGCUCGGCUUCUCGGUCGGAGAAAUUUGCGGCGACUCCGACGACUUUUGCAACAGUUGCAGUGUCCCCGAGUUCAGUUGCGACUAGGGUUUUGAAAACGCCUUUGAGCGACGAAGCUAUUUGGAAACGGCUAAAAGAAGCAGGCUUCGAUGAGGAGUCCAUUAAACGCAGAGAUAAGGCCGCACUUAUUGCCUAUAUUGCCAAACUGGAAGCUGAGGUAUAUGAUCUCCAACAUCAAAUGGGGCUUCUUAUAUUAGAGAGGAAGGAUUGGCUGGCGAAGUACGAUGAAGCCAAAGCUGCUGCUGAUGCUGCUGAGCUGAAUUUUAAGCGGGAACGGGCUUCCCGUGUUUCAGGCUUGGCUGAUGCCAAGAAAAGGGAAGAAAGUCUCAAGAAAGCUCUUGGUAUUGAGAAGGAAUGUGUUAAGAAUAUUGAGAAGACAUUGCAUGAGAUGCGGGCAGAAUAUGCUGAGGUGAAGGUUGCUUCCGAAAGUAAAUUCACUGAGGCUAGGAGUAUGAUGGAAGAUGCUCUAAAGAAGAUGACUGAGGCUGAUGAGAGGAUGCGAGCUGCAGAAUCACUGGAGGCGGAGGCCAGUCGAUAUCACCGUACAGCUGAAAGAAAGCUGCAUGAAGUUGAAGAGCGAGAAGAUAACCUGAGGAAGAGUAUUGUGUCUUCAAAGUUCGACUUUGAAGCUAAGGAAAAAGAGAUCAAGCUUGAGAGGCAAGCCUUAUCUGAAAGGCAAAAGGCUUUAGAGCAAAUGCAUGAAAGAUUACUGGAAGGGCAAACGCUCCAGAAUCAGAGAGAAGAGCAUGUUUUCGAUAAAACCCAAGAGUUAAAGAGAUUUGAGAAAGAGUUGAACAAUUUGAAGUUAAAUAUUGAGAAAGAACGUCAAGACUUAAAUGAAGAAAAAGCUUCCCUAGAUCUUAGAGCAAGUUCUUUGUCAGCCAGAGAAGAGGCUGUUGUCAAAAGAGAAAAUGAUCUCCUCAAGAAGGAACAAGGGCUACUCGUGUUGCAAGCUAAACUGGAGACUAAAGAAUCUGAGAGCACUCAACAGGUAAUAUCUAACCAUGAAGCUACUCUGGCAGUCAAGAACUCUGCUUUCGAGGCUGAAGCUGAAAUGAAACGCAAAAUGCUGGAAGAUGAACUAAAUGCUCGGAGGCGGGAUUGGGAGUUGAGAGAAAUUGACCUCAAAGACCGUGAGGAGUAUAUCUCUGAAAGAGAACGUGACUUGGAAGUUAAGUUGGGACAUCUCAAAGAAACAGAGAAGGAAGCAGAAGAUAGGCUGAAGAUGGUGGAAGAGAAACAAGAAAAUCUCAUAGCUACUGAGGAAAGCCUUAGACUGAAGGAAAAAGAUCUCAAUAAAGAGAAAGAAGAAAUCAGCCAGGUAAAACUUGACCUUGAAAAGUAUUCUCAAUUGCUGGAGGAGAAGAAAAAACAUGUUACUGAUGCAGAAAAGAAGAUAGAGGCCAUGAGGAAUGAAGCAAAUGAAUUGAUGGCCCUUCAAGUGAAACUUAAGGAAGUGAUUGAUGUUAUAAGUGCAGAAAAACUGGAGCUUGAGGCUGAGGCAAGCCACUUGAAAGCAGAGAAGGCAAAGUUUGAAGCUGAGUGGGACAUUAUUGAUGAGAAACGAGACGAGCUGAAAAAGGAAUCUGACCGUAUUGCUGAAGAGAGACUUAAUGUCUUCAAAUUUCUCAAGGAAGAGCGUGACAGCUUACAAGCUGAGAAGGAUGCAUUGAGGGAGCAGCAUAAACGUGACUUGGAAUCACUUUCCCAUGAUCGUGAAACAUUUAUGAAAGAACUUGAGAGUGAACGUAAUGAGUGGUUUGUUAAGAUUCAGAAGGAAAGAUCUAAUUUCGUGCAGGAUAUUGAGAUGCAGAAAAAGGAGUUGGAUAACUGCAUUGAGAAGAGACGUGAAGAAAUUGAGAAUUAUCUCAUGGAAAGAGAGAAGGAAUUUGAGAAGGAAAAGGAGAGAGAACUCGAUCAUAUUUCUUCUCUCAAGGAAAGAGCAGAAAAGGAACUAGACCAUGUAAACUCUGAAAUGCAGAGGCUUGAUGCUGAAAGAAAAGCGAUCAAUUUGGAUCGUGAAAGGAGGGAGCAAGAAUGGGUUGAUUUGAAUAACUCCAUUGAAGAGCUCAAGAUACAGAGGGAAAAAUUGGAGAAACAAAGGGAACUGCUGCGAGCUGAUCGGGAAGAAAUUCUUGUUCAGAUUGACACCUUGAAGAAAUUGGAAGAUCUACAACAGAAACUAGAUUCUAUUGAGGUACAUGAAAUGCACCGCGCCCAAAUGUUGGAAAACAGUCGGAAGCAAUCUGUUAAAAGACAUGUUCAAGAACAGAAGGAAUUUGUUUUGGAUCAAAACGGAAGUUUGGGCAAUACUCCUGGACGUAGAGCUUCCUUGGAUCAAAAUAAGUCAUCUUCUCCCCUUUCAGCUCCAUUAUCAUGGCUCAAGCGAUGUGCUGAUACCCUACUUGACCAUGGUCAGAGUAACAAGAAAAGAAAGGCAGAGAAAGAUGCAAUAUCACACGAUUCAGAAGAAAUGACACCACGUUUGCCACAGAAGUCCCAAAAAACGUCUAAUAAUGGAAGUGCAGCAAAAUCCAUAAGCCAAACCCUUGCUGAUCCAGACAGUGAUGUUUUUAUCGACAAAGUAAUCACCAUUCAAGAAGUGACAACAAUGAGCAACUAUCAGGUUCAGGUUUCAGCAACAACAAACACAUACACAGUUGCUGCUCUGCUUCAAUUUAGGAACUGUAUUGCAAUGGAGGAGUUGCCGAAGAAACUGCAGUUGGCGGCUCUUGGUAAUCACAGCAGAAAGAAUGUUAAAUCUGUCAGUCUGGUAUCUACUGCUAGCAAUGCGACGGUAGAAUUAGCCGACAUUGAUUGGGACAGCCUUGGCUUUUCUAUUAUUCCAACUGAUUAUAUGUACAUCAUGAAAGCUUCUCAAGGAGAGGCUUUUUCCCAUGGUGAAUUACAGAGGUUUGGAAACAUUGAAUUAAGUCCAUCUGCUGGCAUAUUGAAUUACGGUCAGGGAUUAUUUGAAGGCUUGAAAGCUUACCGGAGACAUGAUGGAAAUAUAUUAUUAUUUCGUCCGGAGGAAAAUGCACUGAGACUUCGUAUGGGUGCCGAAAGAAUGUGUAUGCCUGCACCAUCUGUGGAGCAGUUCCUGGAGGCUGUAAAAGCCACUGUUUUAGCAAAUGAAAGAUGGAUUCCUCCAGCCGGUAAAGGUUCAUUAUAUAUAAGACCAUUGCUCAUGGGUACUGGAGCUGUUCUCGGUCUUGCACCAGCUCCUGAGUACAGUUUUCUGAUUUAUGUUUCUCCUGUGGGCAACUAUUUUAAGGAAGGUUUGGCACCAAUUAAUUUAUUGGUUGAGACUGAAAUGCAUCGAGCAACUCCUGGUGGCACAGGAGGAGUGAAGACCAUUGGGAAUUAUGCGGCUGUUCUACAAGCACAGAGUGCGGCGAAAGCAAAAGGCUUUUCUGACGUUCUGUAUCUAGAUUGCGUGAACAAGAGACACUUGGAAGAGGUCUCCUCUUGCAAUGUGUUUGUUGUUAAGGGGAAUAUGAUAUCUACUCCUGCAAUAAAAGGGACCAUCCUUCCUGGAAUUACUCGAAAGAGCAUAAUCGAUGUUGCUCGAAGUCAAGGAUUUCAGGUUGAGGAACGUCUGGUGUCUGUAGACGAACUGCUUGAUGCUGAUGAAGUCUUUUGUACAGGAACAGCUGUUGUAGUUUCACCUGUAGGAAGCAUAACAUAUAACAAUAAACGGAUAACUUAUGGAAGUGAUGGAGUUGGCCGAGUGUCGCAACAACUCUACUCGGCACUUACCAGCCUACAAAUGGGACUUGCAGAGGAUAAAAUGGGUUGGAUAGUUGAACUCAAGUAGGCGAUCUCGUACUAUCGAUAUAAUUUAUAGUAGGUUUUGGAAAUGUCAAUCUAUGGAUCUUUCAUUUUUGUUUUGUUUACUGCUUCUCUGACUCUUGAGAAGGCAAUAGGCUUUAUGUUUCCUAUUUAUCUUUCAUUUCAGAUUUUGAUUCUGUCACUAAUGUAAAUUUGGAGAUAUAUAUGAUCUUUUCUUGUGGGUUAUCUUGA